UGUUAAACACUGUAGAUAAGAGCACAUCACGCUACAGUGCAUUUACACUGUAGCCUAUAGACUUUGUUCCACUUUCUCCCGUACUCCCUGUUCCCCCACUCACGCUCUCUCUCUCUCUCUCUCUCUCUAAAGAAAUUCAUCAGUUCGCUUGAAAGCGCCUUCUCCUGUGCUCUCUCUUCCCCACCAUCCCUUCAAAACUUCUCACACGCUUCGUGAAAAAUCUAUCGGUUCUCACUCGAAGAACCUUGAUCGUCACCUCCACCACGAACAUUGACGCGGUGGGUCUGGCGGCUACAGGCAUCGGGAGUCAUCAGAUCAAGUGGGUAACUAAGCCCAUGGUCUUCAAAUGUUCGUGAACAGGAACAAAACCCGGCUAAUGACUUGGAUCUGGAUGAAGAUUAACAAGAUCGGGAAAGAAGGGUUUUUCGAUUUGGAGCAGGUUGCAGGUGGAGGGUCUUCUCUGGGAUACCAGUUUCGUCCCGUUAGUAGACUAUUGGUGGAUGUGAAGGCGGGCAAGAUUAUCAAUCAUAUAUUCAUAUCGGUCCCGAUGUUCACCCCUAUUUAG
This is a messenger RNA of Lactuca virosa, 565 nucleotides long. The record is from the annotation of a GenBank genome assembly. NCBI's taxonomy places the organism in Eukaryota, Viridiplantae, Streptophyta, Magnoliopsida, Asterales, Asteraceae.